CACCGCGGAAUGUAAACAGGAAGCGAACGUUUCAGCGGCUGAUUCGAUUAUCGUGUUGCUGCAGUAAAUCGCUCAGGAACUAGCGGUUUACUAUUUUCUGUUACGUGUCGCUGAAUUUCAUGCUAGUCGUGUGGUUCUUGUUACAAAAAAAAAUGAAUUAGCUCAUAGUAUGCAAUAUGGCGAACGUGAAACCUUAAAUUAAUGUUGGUGCGUUGUGGCGUUGUGAGUCAUUUACUCUAAGUCAGCUGGUCAAAAGAGCCAAACAUCGCGGCCAACGCAAAGAAAGAAGAAGAAAAAAAGCAACGACCACUUGAAAGCAUGAAACGACGCCACUUGUAGCCACAUUACCUCCAGUCGUGUGUCGCGUCCCUCUCGUGAAGGCUCGCCGGUGGAGCGGAGUGGUAACCAAUGGACACGGGAGACGCCUAAUCAGAUUUAGCUAGCGUCAGCUAGCUAGCUACUCUCACGUUUACUGUCACCAGCGGGGAUUCAACAUGGCUAAAAAGACGACAGGCAAGCCAUUCAAAAGUAAGUCACCCUCAGCUUUACUUCCUGCAUUAUGUUUCCUCUACUACACGAAUUAACUUUUAGAUCAAAUCAAGUUGUUGCUGUUUUUUAGUGUAGCCUCAAAUUGCACCUUUGAGUCACAUAGGGUAUCGCAUGCUGUCUGGAGGAUCCUCCGACAAGGAUGCAGAAAGAUGUCGCCGCAGAGAAACAGAAAUACAUUCUACAACUAAUAACUAGAUAAACGCAAUGCCACAAAGUACAAGUAAUACAGAAUAACAGAAAAAACACUUCAGAGCUCUUAGCAUUACCAGUAAAAUACUUAUUUGUCCAUGAAACAAGGUACAUUUAAAAGUUCCAAGCUCACGUCGAAGUGUAUUCCUGUACUGUUUCCCCAAGGUUCAUUUGGAGACAACGAUCUGUUUGACAGCUUAUUUGAGGAUCAAAAACCUUCAGUAAGGGGGAGAGCGACUCGUGGUGGAGCCAUGAAUCGCGCCCCUGCCAAUGAUAAUAUCUUCAGCAUGUUGGCGGAAGAGGUAAAGACGGAUGGUGGGGGCUCUGAGGACUCGGACGUCUCAGCAGCAGAUCCCAAUGACAUACUGAAGAACAUGAAGGACAUGGACGAUAUGGAUGCUGACCUUUUUGCAUUAAAGAAAAAGCCAAGCUCAGUUCCUGCACAAACAAAGCCACUUGGUAUUGAGGCGCCAAAGAAAGACUCUACUGCAUUAAAACAUAAUGCAAAACCAGGAGGAGGAGAAGAUGAACCCGGCACCGGAGGGAAGAAGCCAAACUCUGCACCUUCUAGAGCCGCACGCAACUACAGGAAGUUCAGCUUCUCCGACAGUGGUGGUGAUGAUGAAGGUCUUGGUCAGACACCACACGUUAAAGAUCUAGAUGACCCCCUGGCUGACCUUGAUGACUUGCUUCCUGAUGAAACAAAGCCAAAAUCUAAAUCUAGCACGCAGCCGCCCAAACCUGAACAAUCUGUGCAGACGCCGCCCUUGAAGAGUAGAACAUCAGCAAAGACACCAGGUGAUCUCACAUUUGAUGAUAGUAAGGAUGACCUGAUGGAUGCACUCGGUUUUGACAGUGACAAAAACAGUCCCAAGAAAAAAGAGACUUCGCUUUGGGCCAACAAGGAAAGGAGUGAGCCCCCUCAGAGAGCUCGCACUCGACUGGACGAGAUUCUGGAGAGUAUUCCUUCAACUCGUCACCUGGAGCGACCACCCACAGGAGAGAGGAAGGACCAGCCUCCGUCUCAGGAGAAGCAGCAGCAGCAGCAGCAGCAGGAGAAGACCACCGGUGUCAAAGAACCACUUUUAGAGGAUGAUCUCACAUUUGGGUCCUAUCAUCCCACUUUGGGAUCCACGGCUGAAGGACGUCAGUCCCGCAGACAGUCUGUCAGAUUUUCCACUGAGGAUGUCAGUGUCUCCACCCCAGAGAAGAAACCAAAACCCAUCACUGCCACCACGGCUCGACGCAGCAACUCAGCCGACUGGUUAGGCCUCAAGACAAACGGCGAUAAUACUUUUCUACAGGAUGAGACCAAAGAGACUACAGCAGAGUCUCCAAAGGCUCCCUCUUCUCCCGUAUUGGAGAGAAAGCCCUCCCUUACUGGUAGUCAUGUCACAUCUGAUGCAAGAAUGCCAGCGGAGACCCUGGCCCCUGCGAAACAGACUAAGCCAGUGGUUUCCGCAAUCCAGAAGGAAGAAGAAGAAGAAGAAGAAGAGGAGGAGGAUGACUGGUUAGCAGGAGCACUGAGCAGGAGGAAGGCUCUGUCAGCUUCAAACUCUGAGGCAAAAAAGUCUAAACAGGAAGAUUCUUUAGACCUGGGAGAAGAACCAGACCUGGAGUCAUUUGUUAGGAAACCAGUCACCUCACAGGCUCCCAGGGGCAGAGAGGACCCUACUGCAUCCGUCAAAGAAACCAGUAACACUUUUCUUGGAGAACCCAGCCCUGCUGCUCACUCCACGCCUGUCAGAGAGGAGAGGACCGAGCAAGAGUAUCAGCCUCAGAUGACUGGUCCCCUGUCAGUCUCUGCUCCUGGCAUUAUCCAGACCCAGUCCAGUAAGGGAUCCCAGAUGCUGCGAGGGCCCAACAAGGCUUCAGAUGAAACCCUGCAACAGCUGCCGUUGCUCCUCCCUUCGUCUGCUACUGUGCCUGGCACAUAUGAGUCAGUUCCACAGCAGAACAAAAUGCAGAACACAUCUACUAAUGCCCAGCAGCAGGUGAAAUUUUCAGCAGACAGUCUGCAGCAGCUGCUGCUACAACAGCAGAUGAUGCAGUCUCAGUUGCUGGGUGUUGGGGAUGCUGGGCUAAGGCACAGACUCAGCGACAAAGAGCACCAACCUGGGGAUUAUCAAGCUCUGCAGGUUCACGUCAUCCAGCUGGAGGGACAGGUGAAGACCCUGCAGCUGGAGCGAGACCAGAACCAAAUGAUGCUAGAGAGUAUCCAGCAGCAGCAUAAACAGGAUAUGGAGCUCAUGGAGAACACAAACAAGGCUCGUGUGAAGCUGCUCGAGGAAUCAGCUGCCCAGAGGGAGAUGCGAGCGCGGCAGGACUACGAAGGCCUCAUGGAGCGCCUGGCCACAGUGACACAGUCUGCUGAGCAGGAACGCUCAGAGCUGCAGGCUCAGUACCAGCGCAAACUGGCCCAGGCCCAGCAGGAGAGAGACCGCGAGGUGGAGAGACUCCGAGACCUCCAGAGGAAAUCUAUUUCAGAGAUGAAGAAAGACCACGAGGACCAGGUCCAGAGACUGAAGAAGUUAAAAGACGAGGAGAUUGAUGCAGUUACAAGCGCAACAUCUCAGACCAGGUCUCUCACUGUGGUGAUUGAGCAGAUGGAGCAGUUCUCCUCUCGGCUGGGAGAGCUCUCUUCUCGGGUGGAGAGCACACAUGAACACACGGCGCACGGCCUGGAGCAGGGGGCACGGCACAGAGACGAGCAGCUUAGAUUAAUGCAGGACCGGCUGGCUCAGCAGCAGAAAACCAUGGCGGAGGAGAGAACAUACCUCAAAGAAAUCAUUUCCAGGAUGGACACUCAGCUCAAUGAGCAGCAGAGGCAACUUGAGAAGGAGCGCUGGAAGAUGACGGCAGAGCAGGCCAAGGCAGAGUUCACCCAAAGAGGCCUAGAAGAGGAGCGGCGUGCCCUCAGCAUGCAGAUGAACAUGGAGAGAGAGGAGCUGGAGAGAGCCAAGAGCGCGCUGCUGGAGGAGCAGAAGUCGGUGAUGCAGCAUUGUGCAGAGGAGAGGAGGAAGCUGGCAGCUGAGUGGGCACACUUCCACGCCCUGGAGAAGCAGAGGCACGAGAGGGCCGAGCGAGAGGUCGGCAGUCUCUUGGAGAAGAGAGAGGGCUCCAUCAUCGGCCUUGCACAGGAACAAGCUGACCUCAAGCUUCGAACUGCAGAUGUGAAACAGAAGGAGAUGGCCGUGGCACAGGAGCGUGAGACUUUGGAGAGACAAAGGGAAGAACUAGACAGAGAGAAAGAAAGAAUAAGCAGCACAGGCCUGAGACUGAAAACACGAGCGCAGGAGGUGGAGGCCUUCAGCAAGCUCGCCGCAGACAAGUACGAAGAAGGAGAACGAGCGCUGCAGGAGGCACAACGUCUGGAGGCUGAGCACGAGGCAAGGCUCAGAAAUGUCCAUGUCCAAACAGAGCGGCUGAGGCAACAGGAACAACGCAUCCUUCAGGAGCGAAUGCGGUUUAAUCAUCUGCAGGAGACUGAAAGGCCGAGGGAAGAGCGCCACAUUCCCACUUUACCACAAAUGAUCCCAGCCAUACCAGACACAGUGUCGCCGAACCCUGAGCCAGCGUCGACCCUGAACGUUCUUCCUUCCACUUCAUUUAGCAACACUCAGUCAACGGCGCUCCAGGCCAGUCUGGCUCUGUGGAAGUACACCGCAGAAAAGGACCGUGAAUACCUCAAAGAGGAGCAGAUCUUUCUAGAAAAUCUAAAGAAGAAAUCCUACAGAUCGUCUCCCAACACAGAUUGGCCAAUGCAUGCUGGGAGCUCCUUAUAGUAUACAGUUACUUGAAUGUGCCAUUAUGCUUGAAUUUUACACGUUUUAGAUUUAUUAAACUUAUUUUUAAAAUCAAA
Messenger RNA from Scophthalmus maximus (turbot), 4600 nucleotides. RefSeq names its product fas-binding factor 1 homolog. NCBI's taxonomy places the organism in Eukaryota, Metazoa, Chordata, Actinopteri, Pleuronectiformes, Scophthalmidae. The record is from RefSeq and is a predicted model, not a curated record. Gene Ontology annotation, biological process: cilium assembly; establishment of epithelial cell polarity. The transcript has 31 exons. Bases 837 to 4523 code for a protein of 1228 amino acids. Gene Ontology annotation, cellular component: centriole; ciliary transition fiber; ciliary basal body.